This is a messenger RNA of Oryctolagus cuniculus (rabbit), 1469 nucleotides long. NCBI's taxonomy places the organism in Eukaryota, Metazoa, Chordata, Mammalia, Lagomorpha, Leporidae. The record is from RefSeq and is a predicted model, not a curated record.
AGAGCCCAGGCAGAUCAUCGCGCGACAGCUCUCCAGGAGGCGAGGAGUCGGAGGCUUUGAGCUGGUCACAAUGGCAGGUGAAGAAAUUAAUGAAGACUAUCCAGUAGAAAUUCAUGAGUAUUUGUCUGCAUUUGAGAACUCCAUCAGCACUGUGGAUGAGAUGCUGAAGACCAUGAUGUCUGUUUCCAGAAAUGAGUUGUUACAAAAGUUAGACCCACUUGAACAAGCAAAAGUGGAUUUAGUGUCUGCGUACACAUUAAAUUCAAUGUUUUGGGUUUAUUUGGCAACUCAAGGAGUUAAUCCUAAGGAACAUCCCGUAAAACAGGAAUUGGAAAGAAUCAGAGUGUACAUGAACAGAGUCAAGGAAAUAGCAGACAAGAAAAAGGCUGGCAAACUGGACAGGGGUGCAGCUUCGAGAUUUGUAAAAAAUGCUCUCUGGGAACCGAAACCUAAGAAUGCAUCCAAAGUUGCCAGUAAAGGAAAAAACAAACAUUAACUUUUUGGUUUUGGUAUACACAUAUUCAAAAUGUACAUCAUUUUUAUUGUCAUAACAAAAUUUCUAAUUAUGUGGCAAUGCAAGGCUUAAAUGUAUUCCUUGUUGAAUUUAUAUGUAAAUGUGUACUUCAGAUUUGUAAUGCAAAAAUACUUUUCUGCCAGAAAGAUUCUUUAUUGAUUUUUCCUAUAGAGCACUCUGAGGUUUUAAUGUUGUGAUCUAUUUUAUAUUUAUAGUUUACCAUCUCUUUUGAUGACACUUAUUUCCUUAUGUAGGUCAGUCUUGCAAGUACCAUUUUAUAAACAACUAAAAUUUAAGUUAAAUGUUCUUUGUAAACAUUUACACUAUUUUAAAUGAAUAGUGACCUUAUGAAGUAUGUUAUCGCUGGGCUGAAUUUAUAAGUACAUCUAUUUUUACAAUGUGAUAUUAAGAAAGAAUGAAAUGACUUAAUAUCCUUUUUUUCUCCUGUGUAGUUAAUUUAUCAUGUUUUCAUGAUUUUAGGAAUUAAUUGCUUUUUUUGAUAUUUGGAGUGUGAAAUUAAAACUUUAAGGUUGUACUUUAAUUUUUGGCACAUUGCCUCAAUGUCCCAUUUAAUAUAAAAUACAUUCUCAUUAACAUUAGAUGGGAAAUAAGGUUGUAUGUUGGUGACUGAAUUUUGACAAAAUGGUUAUACUCUCUUAAAAAGUCUGUAAAUGUUGUAUAGCUGACCUGUUUUGUUUUUGUUGUAUUUAAACUUACUUUUUAAAUCAGAGUGUGUAGUGCUUAUAGUUUUCUUGGUCUCACUUUUGAUUUUUCAAUUACAUGUUUUGAGGCUGUAUCAAGUAUGUACAAGUGUUUUGGAACAACUCUGUAUGUUACAUAAUGCUGCUUAAGCAGAAGAGAAUGCCAAAGGAGAUCACAUUGUGCUAAUAUUCUGAUUUGUUUCUGAAAUAUUUGUUACAAAGAAUUGUACAUGUUAAAUUCUUUAAUGCCUGUC